GGUCCUGGCGCGGUGCCGCCGCCUGCCCCGGGGCUCCGGGGCCGGCCCCGAGCCGCCGCCCGCCGCGGCCAUGCCCUCCCCCACGGACUCCAGCCGCUCUCUGACCGGCCGCAGCUCCCGCAGCCUCACCCACCUCCGCCUCCAGCGCACCUGGCUGCAGGUCCUGCUGGUCCUGGCUCUCGUGCAAGCCAUCCUGGGCGUCCUCAUCGUCACCUUCAGCCUGGUGGCGGCCACCAUCACCCCCUCCACCAAAAUCCGGCACUCGUGCCCGUCCUGGGCCGGCUUCUCGCUGGCACUGUCCGGGCUGGUCGGCAUCGUCUCCUGGAAGCGGCCGCUCACCCUGGUGAUCGCCUUCUUCACGCUGCUCUCGGUGCUGGGCGUCAUGCUGAGCCUCGCCGGCUCCAUCCUGUCGUGCCAGAACGCGCAGCUGGUGAAGACCCUGGAGGCCUGCGAGAGGGAGAGGGACACGUGUGUCUGCUGCCAGGCCCGCUCGGAGCCCCCGCCCGCCUCCUGCAGCCAGCAGAGCGAGCAGCUGACCAUGUUCCCCAACGCCAACUGCCGGAGCAUCCGUGUGGCACUCAAGGAUCUCCUCUUCAGUGUCUGUGGCUUGACCAUCUUCUCCACCAUCAUCUGCAUGCUCUCUGCUGUCGUCUGCUGCAUCCAGAUCUUCUCCCUUGACAUCGUCCAUGUGCUGGUCCCACAGCGCUCGAGCUCUGUGACAUUGGAAUGCACGUCCCCACCUGACACCUUCCUGCAGAGCAUGAUGGACUUCGAGGAGUUUGUGCCUCCAGUGCCACCUCCCCCCUACUACCCACCUGAGUACACCUGCAGCUCUGAGACAGAUGCACAGAGCAUCACCUACAAUGGCUCCAUGGACAGCCCCGUGCCCCUCUACCCAACCGAUUUCCCCCCAUCAUACGAGACUGUGAUGGGGCUGCGGGGAGACAGCCAGGCCACCCUGUUCGACUCACAGCUGACAGAGGGCUCCCACGCCUGCACCUGCGACCGCGUCCCCUCCAUCGUGCUCAGCGGGGAAGUCUCCAUGGACAGCGGGUCCCUGAUCAUGUCCGAGAUCAUGGACAUCCCCGGGGACAGCAGCCCCUCGGAGGACUCGUGCCUGCUGGAGCUGCAGGGCUCCAUGCGCUCCGUGGAUUACGUCCUGUUCCGCUCCAUCCAGCGCAGCCGCGCCGAUUACUGCCUGAGCGUGGACUGCGUGCAGUGCAGCCACCACGCCCGCAGCCCCACGCUGGCCCUGCAGGGCCCCUUCGAGGAGAUGCCCCAGCCCCGCGUGCGGGGCGAGCGCUCCUAUUCCUGCUCCACCGCGGAGCCCGGCCCCGACGGCGGCGUCCUGGUGGGGGGAGCCGUCACCCACAGCUGCAACCGGCUGGUGGGGCCGGUGCGCUGUGCCGGGCCCUGCUUCCCCGAGGUGCGCCUCAAGGACAAGGGCUCCUCGCUGCAGGGACGCGGGGGUGGCCGCCACACGGACACCGCCACCGCCGGCCGCCCCCGGCGCAACAGCGAGACCUCGUGCCCUUCGUCCCCGGCCCCGGCGCUGGCCCCGCGCCCGCUGCUGAGGUCCCACAGUGACCCCGGCGUCCCCAUGGCCGGCCGUGCUGCAGAUUUCAGGGAAGUACUUUAUACCAAAGCACUGGAGGACACCGUGUCUGACUCCUCCGCUGAUACAGGGCUGUGCUCCGAGGCCUGCCUGCUCCACCGUUCCCACUGUGACUCCCCGCCGCUGCUCCGGGCUGGCUCCGUGGGGAAGAACAAGCUGCCACCCUCCAAGAAGGUGCCACAGCAGCUGUCAAAGACAGCCACCCGCUCCCUGGGGGACCUCAAGGGCUACCGGGGCACCCGUGGGCUGGUGGCCAGGUUCCUGCAGAGACCCAAGCGCAGCAUGGAGGUGUCUGGGCACAGCUUCCAUGGGCACAAACAGGUUCCCUGGAGUGCCUGGCCAGGUGCAGAGCGGCCCCACGAAGGGAUCCACCUGCAGAGCUGCGGGGACCUGAGCUCCACCUCGUCCCUGCGGCGGCUCCUGUCCUCGCGCCGCCUGGAGCGCGGCCGCCCGCGGAGCCUCAGCGGGGCCUGCAAGGAGAGCGCGCUCUGAGGGCACGGCCGGGCAGGGACCCUCCUCCCUGGGGGGGAAUCCUGCUCUGGGCUCAGCCCUGGACAUUGCUCGGACAUUGCUGCUGCUGCUGCCCCGGUGGGGCUGGGUCCUGC
Molecule: messenger RNA, 2220 nt
Organism: Agelaius phoeniceus (red-winged blackbird)
Lineage: Eukaryota; Metazoa; Chordata; Aves; Passeriformes; Icteridae
Gene: ENTREP3
Product: endosomal transmembrane epsin interactor 3
Cellular component (GO): membrane
Source: RefSeq, a predicted model, not a curated record